Miscanthus lutarioriparius is the source of this 1659-nucleotide messenger RNA. The record is from the annotation of a GenBank genome assembly. NCBI's taxonomy places the organism in Eukaryota, Viridiplantae, Streptophyta, Magnoliopsida, Poales, Poaceae.
AUGGAGGAGGAGCCGCCGGCCUCAGGCCUGGCGGCGCGCGGCGACCUGCGCUCGGCGCUGCCCUUCCUCCCCGUCGUCCUCCGCGGCGGCGCGCUCUUCUGGCCGCCCGCGGCGCAGGAGUCGCUCCGGGCCCUCGCGCUCGGCCCCGACGUCAGCCGCGUCGCCUCUGGGGACGUCCUCGCCGACGCGCUCACGGACCUCCGCCUCGCGCUCGCCCUGCCCGCGCUGCCCCCGCUCGCUGCCGACGGCCUGGCGCUCUUCUUCGACGACCUCCUCUCCCGGGCCCAGGCGCGGGGCUGGUUCGCCGAGGUCGUCCCCAACCUCGCACGCCUCCUCCUCCGCCUCCCCAUUCUGCUCGAGGACCACUACGCCAAGGCCGGCCAUGGCGCCUCCGGGCUCCGGGUCCUGGCGUCGCAGGACGUGGGCCUUGUGCUCCUCAGCCAGGAGCUAGUCGCCGCGCUGCUCACCUGCGCGCUCUUCUGCCUCUUCCCCACGGCCGGUAGGGACCAGGCGUGCCUUCCCACCAUCAAUUUCGAUGGCCUGUUCACGUAUGUCCUCUUUGCAUUCUGUGUUGUUUCGCUUAUGAUUGGAAAAAAAAGAAAACAACUAGAUUGGAGUACCUAUGUUCAUGUUCUGUUCACCGAUCGCAGGGCGCUGAUUCACCGAUCGCAAAGCCAGCAGCAGAAAGUGAGGUGCCUUGUUCACUAUUUCGAGAGGGUGACUGAUUCUACACCUACUGGUUUCGUUUCGUUUGAGCGCAAAGUUCUUCCCCGCCGAGGCCUCUCUGAUGGCAUUCCCUACCCUGACAUCCAUGCGUGGUUGGCAUCUAGUGCACCCCUCUGCCAAUUCCGGGUAUUUUCCUCAGGUUUUAUAGAAGAUGAGGAACAAGAAGCCCUUCAAGUUGACUUUGCAAAUAAAUAUUUGGGAGGAGGUGCCCUUUCCAGGGGUUGUGUGCAGGAAGAGAUCCGCUUCAUGAUAAACCCCGAAUUGAUUGUGGGUAUGCUAUUCAUGGCUUCUAUGGAAGAUAAUGAGGCUAUAGAAAUUUUUGGUGCAGAACGGUUCUCACAGUAUAUGGGUUAUGGUUCCUCCUUUCGCUUUGUCGGUGACUAUUUAGAUACCAAACCCUUUGAUUCAAUGGGGAGACGGAGAACUAGGAUAGUUGCAAUUGAUGCUUUGGACUGUCCAGCUAGGUUACACUAUGAAUCUGGUUGUCUCCUAAGGGAAGUGAACAAGGCUUUUUGUGGAUUUUUCGAUCAAUCAAAACACCAGCUUUAUGUGAAGCUUUUCCAGGAUUCACACAACAAGGGUAACUUUCCAAGUAUCAAUUCCAAUGAGUACAUAGGAGUUUCAACAGGAAAUUGGGGUUGUGGUGCUUUUGGUGGAAACCCUGAAAUCAAGAGCAUGAUUCAGUGGAUUGCUGCAUCACAGGCUCUCCGCCCUUUUGUUAAUUACUACACCUUUGAGGUUGCAUCUCUGGAAAGAUUAGAGGAGGUGAUCCAGUGGAUACUACGUCAUGGCUGGACAGUCGGUGAGUUGUGGCAUAUGCUCAUCGAGUACUCAUCCCAGAGGCUGAAAGGAGAAACGUACAAGGGAUUUUUCGCUUGGCUACUUCCCAACAGCAGGCCCAACAAUGACACGCAUUACAUGUCUGAUGAAUAG